UCCCACUCUUCUUAUCUGUCAAGAGAUAUCCGAUUGACCUUCGUAGAACCAAAGUAUCGUCGGCUGAUCUCAAGAGGAGCUCCAAAGGAAUCUCAUCAUGUCCAACGAGAUCAAGGAAGUCACCCGACCCAAUGACAGCGAUGAGCUCGUCGGAUUCCGAGAGGAUCACAGGACAUUGGAGGAGCUGGGAUAUGCUCAAGAGCUUCCUCGAACCAAAUCCUUCCUGACCCUUUGGGCAAUGACCAUCGUCCUCUCUUCUGUCCCCUACGGUCUUUCCACGACUUUUUUCUACACUCUAGGUGAUGGAGGAGCCAUGGUAGCCAUCUGGGACUGGAUCAUCAUGUCAAGCAUUUACGUCUGCGUCGCUGUUUCUCUCGGUGAAAUCGCCUCUCAAUAUCCUGUCUCGGGUGGUGUCUACUAUUGGUCGUACAUGCUUUCCCCCAGAAAGCUCAAACCACUCGUGUCCUGGAUCGUGGGAUGGUUGUCAGUCGUCGGAAACAUCACAGUGACCCUCGCUGUCAAUUUUGCGACGGCUCAGCUCAUCCUCUCGUCUGUCAUCCUCUUCAACCCGACCUACGAGCCCCAGCCGUUCCACACCGUUCUCACUUCGAUGGCCAUUAUCAUCCUCCUCGGUGUCAUCGCUUUGGUCGGACAGCAGUGGAUGCACCACGUGGAUACUUUCACCAUCAUCAUCAUCGUGUCAGCUGUUCUCGCCACAGUUAUCACCUUGCCGGUCAAAGCACACAUGGGUCACAGAUCUGCUGAAUACGUUUUCACUAAAUUCGUCGACAUGGGUGCCGGAUGGCCUCGAGGCAUGCAAUGGGUCCUCGGCCUUAUUCAAGGUGCCUACUGUUUCAGUGCCACGGGAAUGCUGCCCGCUAUGGCGGAAGAAGCUAUUCUUCCAGAGCUGUCGAUUCCUAGGGCGAUGGUAUGGGGAGUUGUAGUAAACGGUACUUUGGGUCUCAUGUUCCUCCUCCCCAUCAUGUUCACCCUCGGAGAUCUCAGCCGAAUUCUUGCCAGUCCUACUGGUCAGCCGUUGCCUGAGAUUUUCUUGGAGGCUACUGGUAGCACCAAGGCUGCGUUUGGUCUCUUCUUCCUGAUCCUUGUCAUUGGUCUAUCGUGCGGUCUUGCUUGCUCCCAAGCCGCUUCUCGAUGUGUCUGGGCCUUCGCCCGUGAUGGCGGUCUCCCCGGAAGAUCCAUCCUUGGCAAGACCUCUGCGCGAUUUGAAAUGCCUCUGAACGGUUUCCUCCUUCACUCGAUCAUCCAAUGCGCUCUUGCCUGCAUCUACUUCGGCUCGACCGAAGCCUUCAACGCUUUCUUGGGUGUUUCAGUCAUCUGUCUCGGGUCGGCUUGUUUCGUGCCCAUCCUCGUCUCGUUCCUGGAAGGACGUAAGAAGAUCCAAGGGGCAAAGUUCUACAAAGGCAAAUUCGGUUACUUCGCCAACGUUGUCUCCAUCGCUUGGUUCACGCUGGCUAUUCCCAUUCUGUCUUUCCCUCCUUACCUUCCUGUCACCGAGGUCAACAUGAAUUACGCCUCUGUCGUCUUCGUGGCUGCCGCAGCCUUGUGUUGCGUGUGGUACCUUGCCUUUGGACGUAAACACUACCAGGGACCUCCUGACAGUCAUACUGGACUUUGAGAAUCUCAUCUGGGGCGUGUUUUAGAGGUGUGCUAUCAGACUUCAACAGUUUUUUCUUAAUCAGCAUGUUUCUCAUAGAUGGACGAUCUAUAGAAAGUGUACACAAUAUCUUGGGAAUAUGCGAUGGCAUGCAUGGGUGUUUGAUCUGGG
Kockovaella imperatae is the source of this 1786-nucleotide messenger RNA. Its product is annotated as gaba permease-like protein. The coding region runs from base 98 to 1636 and encodes 512 amino acids. Gene Ontology annotation, cellular component: membrane. The record is from RefSeq and is a predicted model, not a curated record. The transcript has 17 exons. Gene Ontology annotation, biological process: amino acid transport; transmembrane transport. Gene Ontology annotation, molecular function: transmembrane transporter activity. NCBI's taxonomy places the organism in Eukaryota, Fungi, Basidiomycota, Tremellomycetes, Tremellales, Cuniculitremaceae.